CUUCAGAAUCCAAAUCAGAAGUAGGCACAGCAACCCCUUCUCCUCUGUCGUGCCCCUGUGUUGUAUCAUGUGUUUUGCCAGGAUCGUUAGGAAGGACGUGGCAUGUGUGUGGCAAUCCAGAUCCCCAAAUUUCAGAAUCUGUUCUGUGGCAGCAGUGAAGUGCAAUACAUAAACAUUACUAUAAGUUACAGUAAGAAAUAUGCAAAAUAUAGCACGAUAGUGAGGUAGUGUUCGUGGGUUCGUGGACCGUUUCAAAAUCUGAUGUCAGAGGGGAAGAGGCUGCUCCUAAAAUUGUCACUAAGAUCUGAGGUUCUACCCCUCCAAGGUGCAUAGUGAAAGAAACGACAGCUGAAAGAUCAUCAGCAAUCACCACACUCAGCGUGCUGAUGUGAGAUGGCAGAACACCCUGUUCAGGUUUUUGUGUAUGGUUUACUUGUGAACUGUGGGAUUCUGGGGAAUGCCCUGGUUAUCUGGAUCGCUGCCGACUCCACCCGAGAGAACCGUUACCUUGCCUCGUCCGACCUCAUCCUGAUGAAUAUCGCCGGAGCAAACCUGCUGCUCUCCCUCACGAGGAACACCUUGCUCCUGACCUUUGACGCUGGUUACACCGUCUCGUUCUCCGACGUAGGGUGCAGAACGAUGAUGUUCAUCUGGACCUGGCUGAGGUCGUCAAGCAUCUGGGUCACCCUCAGUCUGAGCCUGUUCCACUUCAUCACAAUCAGAACAAGCCGAACCGCGUUGGAAAGAUUAAAUGAGAGAAGGAAGGUUGCCAAAGCUAUGGUGAUUGAAUGGGCUUUGAGCUUUGUGUAUUCAAGCUUUGCACUGUGCUAUUCAUCCAAUACAAAGACUAACAGUACCAAUAAUUUAAUGUUAAUUAGUAGCACCAUCAGGCCUUUGCUCGGCUGUGUGUGGACAUUUCCAAAUGAUGUUAGUGGUCUUAUAUACACAAUGGUCUCUGUUGUAAUUCAUGAAGCAAUCCCAAUAACUCGAAUGAUUUUUGCAAACUUUGCCACCUUGUUAUUUCUGUAUAAUCACUAUAGAAAAACCCAGGACGCGAUGUUCAAUAAACAGAUCAGCACCGAAUGGAAAGCAGCCAAGACCAUCCUGUACCUGAUUCUGCUGUUUAUUUUUUGCUGGGGCACACAUGUGUUUUCAGUGAAUUAUUAUAAUUUUAAGGGCAGCCCCUCGACACGCUACAUGCUCAUUAUCGCUUGGUUUUCUGCCUCGGGGUUUUUGGGAUUCUACCCACUGGUGGUGGCAACAGGCCAUGGCAAAUUAAGAAGGAAAAUGGCAAACAUCUUUAGGUUUGGGUGGCUGAAAUUCCCUAGCCAAAGUAACUGA
Mobula hypostoma (lesser devil ray) is the source of this 1341-nucleotide messenger RNA. Its product is annotated as olfactory receptor class A-like protein 4. The record is from RefSeq and is a predicted model, not a curated record. The coding region runs from base 394 to 1341 and encodes 315 amino acids. Gene Ontology annotation, cellular component: membrane. Gene Ontology annotation, biological process: G protein-coupled receptor signaling pathway. Lineage: Eukaryota; Metazoa; Chordata; Chondrichthyes; Myliobatiformes; Myliobatidae. Gene Ontology annotation, molecular function: G protein-coupled receptor activity. The transcript is spliced from 2 exons.